Condylura cristata (star-nosed mole) is the source of this 5407-nucleotide messenger RNA. It is a transcript of the gene COL4A6, whose product is annotated as collagen, type IV, alpha 6. The record is from RefSeq and is a predicted model, not a curated record. NCBI's taxonomy places the organism in Eukaryota, Metazoa, Chordata, Mammalia, Eulipotyphla, Talpidae. Bases 1 to 5067 code for a protein of 1688 amino acids. The transcript is spliced from 44 exons. Gene Ontology annotation, cellular component: basement membrane; collagen trimer. Gene Ontology annotation, molecular function: extracellular matrix structural constituent.
AUGGCUGAGAAGGGAGAAUUUUGGGGAGUCUUCACCAAGAAGAUGGCUUUUGCAGGAGAGAAGAAGUCCUAUGAAAAUUCAUGUGGGGGCCGAGACUGCAGUGAUGGCUGUAAAUGCUUUCCUGAGAAAGGAGGAAGGGGGCUACCUGGACCAAUUGGAACUCAAGGCCCAACAGGUCCUCAAGGAUUCGCUGGCUCUACUGGUUUAUCGGGGUUGAAAGGAGAAAGGGGCUCCCCAGGCCCUCUGGGGCCAGAUGGACCAAAAGGAGAUCAGGGUCCGAUGGGAGUUCCUGGCUUUCUUGGCAUCGAUGGAAUUCCAGGUCACCCUGGACAGCCAGGACCCAGAGGCCCCCCUGGCCUGGACGGCUAUAAUGGAACUAAAGGAGCAACUGGAUUUCCAGGCUCUGAUGGUUACCCUGGACUACUCGGACCACCUGGGUUUCCUGGUCAAAAGGGCUCUAAAGGUGAACCUGUCUUUGCCCAAGGUAGUCUCAAAGGAAUGAAGGGGGAUCCUGGGCUGCCAGGACUGGAUGGAAUCGCUGGCCCACAAGGGAUGCCUGGAUAUCCAGGGACGGCAGGACAUAUAGGACCACCAGGAUGGCCGGGUCCUCCAGGGCCUCCUGGCUUCCCUGGGCCUGAUGGGAAUAUGGGACUAGGUUUCCAAGGAGAGAAAGGAGCCAAGGGAGAUGUUGGCCUCCCUGGCCCUGCAGGACCCCCACCAUCUACUGGAGAGCUAGAAUUUAUGGGAUUUCCCAAAGGGAAGAAAGGAUCCAAGGGUGUACCAGGGCCUCCAGGUUUCCCAGGAACAAGUGGCCCUCCAGGUCUCCCGGGAUUUGGAACUACUGGAGAAAAUGGAGAAAAGGGAAUCCCUGGUUUGCCAGGACCUAGGGGUCCCAUGGGUUUCGAAGGUGUCCAAGGCCCUCCAGGAAAUCAGGGCAACAAGGGGUCCUCAGGUUUUCCAGGGCUGAAUGGAUUCCCAGGAACUAAGGGUGAAAAGGGAGAUAUUGGCCAGCCAGGCCCAGAUGUUUUCAUCGAUACAGAUGGCACCAUGAUUGCAGGUUAUCCUGGAGACCCCGGCAAGCCAGGCCCUCCGGGGCUGAAAGGAGACAGAGGCAUCCAGGGUCAUCCUGGCCUUGCUGGCAUCCCUGGCUUACCAGCUUUCCCAGGUAUACCAGGUGCCCAAGGACCCCAGGGAGUUCCAGGCCUGAAGGGGAACCAAGGAAACCGAGGCCGCUCUACAACUGGGCCAAUUGGUCCCCCUGGAAGAAAUGGUUUGCCAGGCCUACCAGGCUUACCAGGCCUACCAGGCUUACCAGGUCCAAUACUUGAGACUGGAACCCUCCAGAACACACAGCCAGGGUUCCCUGGUCUCCGAGGAGAACGAGGUCCAAAAGGAACCCCAGGCUUCAAAGGAGUAAAAGGCGACUCGGGUCUUUGUGCUUGUGAUGGUGGUGUUCCCAACACUGGACCACCUGGGCAGCCAGGCCCACCUGGGCCACCAGGUCACACAGGCCAUCCCGGCCUCAAAGGAACCAGAGGCGACCCAGGUUCUGGGGGAGAGCAGGGCCCCUCAGGGGCUCCAGGCUUAAUUGGGCCUCAAGGUCAUAUAGGACUCAAAGGAAAGAAGGGCGAACCAACUGUCAGUGCAGGAUCUAGGGUACCUGGAGAGCGGGGUGAUCCUGGCCCUCAGGGACAUCCUGGUAAGGCGGGUGCCUCAGGCAAGGACGGAAUACCAGGCUUACCAGGUCUUCCAGGUCCGCCAGGUGAUGGUGGACAAGGCUUCCCAGGUGAAAAGGGAUUACCAGGACUUCCUGGUGAAAAAGGCCACAGUGGCCCAGCUGGCCCCCCAGGAAUUGGGCUACCAGGGUCUCCGGGACCACGUGGGCUUCCUGGAGACAAAGGAAUAGAUGGAUUACCAGGGCAACAAGGCCCCCCUGGGCUUCCAGGUAUCACCUUGCCUUGUAUUAUUCCUGGAACCUAUGGCCCAUCAGGACUGCCCGGAGCUCCCGGAUUCCCAGGUCCUAAAGGGGUCCGUGGCCUCCCCGGGACCCCCGGCCAGCCUGGGUCGCAUGGACAUAAAGGAGAACCUGGCCAUCCAGGAUUGGUUCACCCACCCAAGUUUCCAGGGUUUCCUGGACUGCGUGGGGACAAGGGCUUGCCUGGGUUUCCUGGGCUCCCUGGAAAAGACGGCUCGCCUGGAAAAGUUGGCAGUCCAGGUUUACCAGGUUCCAAGGGAGCCCCUGGUGACAUCUUUGGCGCUGAAAUUGGAGCUAUGGGCGAGCAAGGCCUACAGGGAUUGCCAGGGGACAGAGGACUUCCUGGAGAUCCUGGCUUGCCAGGACCCAAGGGUCUGCUUGGGAAGUCGGGUUUGCUGGGCCCCAAAGGUGAACGGGGAAGCCCUGGAAAACCAGGCCAAGCAGGAUGGCCAGGCUCCCCAGGAUCUAGCGGCCUGCUGGGCAUCAAGGGCCAAGCCGGGCUCCCAGGAUUGCCAGGCAUUACAGGCACUUCAGGGCGUCCUGGAAAGAAAGGUCCAAGAGGAGAAACGGGUGCCCCUGGAUCAAGUGGAAGGAGAGGUCUGCCUGGGAUGAAAGGCCUCCCUGGACCCCCAGGGUUAACAGGCUUCCUGGGGAAUGCAGGCCCACCAGGGAUCACAGGGUUGCCAGGUCUGCCCGGCCCGAAGGGUGAGAAGGGGAAUGUUGGACCGGUAGGUUAUCCAGGAAUGCCAGGUCCCCCUGGUAUUCCUGGUGCAAGUGGCUUGAAGGGAAUUCCUGGAUCAGCUGGAAGAGUGGGACCAUCUGGAUGGGCUGGUAGCCCUGGCGAAAAAGGAGACAGAGGCGAACCGGGGCCAGUCGGAAGACCCAGUCCAAGACCACCCAUGCUGAAUGUCCAGCUCAAAGGAGACAAAGGCUCUCGAGGCUCACCUGGGUCUUUUGGAUUUCCUGGGCCCAGAGGUGAUAAAGGACAGCCAGGCCACCCUGGGCUCCCUGGCUUACCUGGAGCUCCUGGACUCCCUGGCACCAUCAAGGGAGUGAGUGGGAGGCCAGGGCCCCCUGGCUUCCCCGGACUACGGGGCUUGCAGGGCCUGAAGGGAUCCCCUGGGAUCACAGGUUUCCCAGGAAUACCUGGAGAAAGUGGUUUACAGGGUCUCAGUGGAGUUCCUGGGCUCCCAGGAAUAUCCGGUCUCCCGGGUUCAAAAGGAGAUAAAGGCCAGACACUCAGAACUCCUGGUAACCCAGGACCCAAGGGACAGCCUGGAGAGCCUGGUCUCAACGGUGUGAAAGGAAAAGCUGGACUAGUUGGUGAUGUAGGUUUCCCAGGAAACAAAGGUGAAGAUGGGAAAGUUGGUAUUUCUGGAGAUGAUGGCCUUCCUGGCUCCCCAGGACUCCCUGGGACUACUGGCAUGAGAGGAAACCCAGGGCUUCCAGGUUUACCUGGCCGUCCAGGAACAAGUGGGACCCUGGGACUCCCUGGCCUAAUAGGAACCAAAGGUUUCCCUGGACUUCCUGGUUUACAUGGACUGAAUGGUCUUCCAGGAACCAAGGGAAGCCAUGGAACUACAGGACCUAAUGUAACUGGUGUGCCUGGACCAGCUGGCCUACCUGGACCCAAAGGCGAAAAAGGCUCUCCAGGAACUGGUGUUGGAACCCCAGGGAAGCCAGGAAUAAAAGGACAAAAAGGUAGCCGAGGUCUCCCAGGUCUCCAAGGUCCUGCUGGUCAACCUGGGGCUCCAGGCCUCUCCUUGCCCUCAGUCAUAGCAGGACAGCCUGGCAACCCUGGGCGACCAGGCCUAGAUGGAGAAAGAGGCCGCCCUGGCCUCCCUGGCCCCCCAGGUCCCCCUAGACCAUCGUCCAAUCAAGGUGACCCUGGAGACCAUGGCUUCCCUGGCAUUCCUGGCCCUCAAGGGCCCAAAGGAGAUCAAGGAAUUCCAGGUUUUUCAGGCCUCUCUGGAGAACUAGGACUAAAAGGCAUGAGAGGUGAGCCUGGCUUCAUGGGGACUCCAGGAAAAGUUGGGCCACCUGGAGACCCAGGAUUUCCCGGAACAAAAGGAAAUGCAGGGCCAAGAGGCUUCUCAGGACCUCCAGGUGCACCUGGACAAACACCAGUUGCAGAAGACAUUCAGGCUCCUCCUGGACUCUCGGGUUUACCGGGCAUUGAUGGCACCCAUGGCCUCACAGGGGACCCGGGGGUUCAAGGUCCUGAAGGCCUACAAGGCUCCAGAGGUUUACCUGGCAUCCCUGGCAAAGAUGGUCUCAGCGGACUUCCUGGCCCGCCUGGGGCUCUGGGCAAUCCUGGUCUCCCUGGACUGCAGGGCCCUCCAGGAUUUGAAGGGCCUCCAGGGAAGCAGGGCCCCUACGGGAGACCAGGAAUACCUGGGCAGGGCGUGAGAGUGGGCUACACGUUGGUGAAGCACAGCCAGUCGGAACAGGUGCCCCUGUGCCCCGUCGGGACGAGCCAGCUGUGGGUGGGAUACAGCCUGCUCUUCGUGGAGGGCCAGGAGAAAGCCCACAACCAGGAUCUCGGGUUUGCUGGCUCCUGCCUACCCCGCUUUAGCACUAUGCCCUUCAUCUACUGCAACAUCAAUGAGGUGUGCCACUACGCCAGGCGCAACGAUAAAUCCUACUGGCUCUCCACCACCGCCCCCAUCCCCAUGAUGCCUGUUGGCCAGACCCAGAUUCCCCGGUACAUCAGCCGCUGUUCUGUGUGUGAGGCACCCUCGCAAGCCAUCGCUGUGCACAGCCAGGACGUCACCAUUCCGCACUGCCCCCUGGGCUGGCGCAGCCUCUGGAUCGGGUACUCCUUCCUCAUGCACACUGCCGCUGGCGCCGAGGGGGGAGGCCAGUCCCUGGUCUCGCCUGGCUCCUGCCUGGAGGAUUUCAGAGCCACUCCUUUCAUCGAAUGCAGUGGUGCCCGGGGUACCUGCCACUACUUUGCCAACAAGUACAGUUUCUGGUUGACAACAGUGGAGGAGAGGCAGCAAUUUCGGGAGGAGCCUGUAUCGGAAACGCUGAAAGCCGGACAGCUCCACACCCGAAUCAGCCGCUGCCAGGUGUGUAUGAAGAGCAUGUAGGAGGCACAUGUCACUCUGCCCUUUGCUUUCCCCUGCCCCACACUAUGGCCACCUCACAGAGUCUGAAGAAGGAAGGCCUAAACCCUUUGCCCACCUGUCAAGCUGCACAUUGGAGUCUCACUUAGGCUGGACUACUGGACACUGGCCACCCAACCCUCAGGCCCAAUGGGUGAGCUCAUGCUGCUGACAUCUGCAUCCCAUUUCAGUCAACUUGGUGCUACCCUUUGAUUCAGACGUUUGUGUGACUACUCAUGGCUACCUCAGAAAGACCUGCCAGGCCACCACUUUCUUAGACUGCUGUCUUGAUCAGAGGGAUUUUCAGAAUAGCGAAUAGGUCUUU